AUGUCUCCCUCGGGGUCAGUGUGUGAGCUUUACAUGGAGGUAAAUUCCAGUCAGUGCUCCCAAAACAACUGUCAGAUAUCAGCAGCUCCCUCAGGCCACACUUUGACUGAUCAAUCGGUUCUUCCAAUCAGAGGUCUGGAGGCAAAGUGCGUGUUCACUCACUGGAUAAAUGUCUCUUUAAUUCUCCAGCACGGAGCAGAUCCGACCAAGAAGAACCGGGACGGGAACACGCCUCUGGACCUGGUGAAGGACGGGGACACCGACAUCCAGGACCUGCUCAGAGGAGACGCUGCGUUGCUGGACGCCGCCAAGAAAGGCUGCCUGGCCAGAGUGCAGAAGUUGUGCAGCCCCGACAACAUCAACUGUCGGGACACGCAAGGACGCAACUCCACUCCGCUGCACCUCGCAGCCGGAUACAACAACCUGGAGGUAGCCGAGUAUCUGCUGGAGCACGGAGCCGAUGUGAACGCGCAGGACAAAGGAGGGCUGAUACCUUUACACAACGCUGCUUCCUACGGGCAUGUGGACAUCGCCGCCCUGCUGAUUAAAUACAACACGUGUGUGAACGCCACAGAUAAGUGGGCGUUCACUCCUCUUCACGAAGCCGCCCAGAAAGGACGGACUCAGCUCUGCGCCCUGCUGCUGGCCCAUGGAGCCGACCCCACCAUGAAGAACCAGGAGGGUCAGACGCCGCUGGACCUGGCAACCGCUGAUGACAUCAGAGCGCUGCUGAUUGACGCCAUGCCACCAGACGCCCUGCCAAGCUGCUUAAAGCCGCAGGCCACCGUGGUGAGUGCCAGUGUGGUGAGUACAGGUGCAGCGGGGGGCGUGGUCAUCUCUCCGUCUCCGUCUCCGUCCUGCCUGUCAGCAGCCAGCAGCAUAGACAACCUGACCACGCCCCUCGGUGACAUCACGGUUGCUGGGGCGACGGGCACAGCAGACGGAGCAUCCGGGUCGGACAGGAAGGAGGGAGAAACGCUGCUCGACAUGACCAUCAACCAGUUCCUGAAGAGUUUGGGGCUGGAACACCUCAGAGAAAUCUUCCAGCGGGAACAGAUUUCUCUAGAUGUGCUGGCUGACAUGGGUCACGAGGAGCUGAAGGAGAUCGGCAUCAACGCUUACGGUCACAGACACAAACUCAUCAAGGGAAUCGAGCGGCUGCUGGGAGGCCAGCAAGGUGCAAACCCUUACCUGACGUUCCACUGCUCCAGUCAGGGCACGGUGCUGAUCGACCUGGCACCAGACGACAAGGAGUUCCAGUCUGUGGAGGAGGAACUACAGAGUACGAUUAGAGAACACCGAGAUGGAGGCAACGCAGGCGGAGUCUUCAGCCGGUACAACAUCAUUAAGAUUCAGAAGGUCGUGAACAAGAAGCUACGGGAACGAUACGCACACAGACAGAAGGAAAUUGCAGACGAGAAUCACAACCACCACAACGAGCGCAUGCUCUUCCACGGUUCUCCCUUCAUCAAUGCAAUCAUCCAUAAGGGCUUUGACGAACGCCAUGCCUACAUCGGUGGCAUGUUCGGUGCUGGCAUCUACUUUGCAGAGAACUCUUCCAAAAGCAACCAGUACGUUUAUGGGAUCGGUGGAGGAACGGGAUGUCCGACCCAUAAAGACCGAUCCUGCUAUGUGUGUCACAGACAGAUGCUGUUCUGCAGGGUGACACUGGGUAAGUCAUUUCUUCAGUUCAGUGCGAUGAAAAUGGCCCAUGCCCCUCCUGGACACCACUCCGUUAUAGGGCGACCCAGUGUCAACGGACUGGCAUAUGCAGAGUACGUCAUCUACAGAGGAGAACAGGCUUACCCAGAAUACUUGAUCACCUACCAGAUUGUGAAGCCAGAGAGUCUGGCCACACCUGCUGCCACUGCUGAGCAGAAGUCCUAAAGCGCCGCCACGGCUGGAUGUGAAGAUGGCCAGAUUGUAGUGGACUCUCUAGGAGGACUUGGAACUGAACUGUAAGGCGUUUCAGACCUCAGAGCUGAACUUGAGAAGGACCGGGUCAAGAAGUGCCGACUGGGCAGGAGUCAGAUCCUCGGAACAGUCUCUAAACGGAAGAAGACGAGGAGGAUGAAAACACAAUGUUUUUUUAGUUUUGGGGUAAAAUAGAUAUUCAGUCAAGAGCAGCAGACAGCAAAAUCAUUUUUAAUCAAGUCUAACUUUGAGAUGGAAAUGCGAAAGUGCUGAUUAUUGUUUGUGGAUGUGCACCAGGAUGCUGUUUUGCAGGUCCCUGAUAUGAUCUAAAAAUUAAAGCAAUUACAACAAAACAUAAUCCAAACCCAAACAAACGCUGCUGUUCCUGCACCUUUGCACCGCUCACAUAUUCUACCCCCAGAUUUUAAUGUGUUGUUUUGAUAUCACGUCCUCUUUGGGCUUUGUGCAUCAUCUACAACAACAAAAACAACACCCCCAGGUCACUCCCAGGAAGCGGUGAUUGUUGUGCUAAGAGAACAGAAAUCCGGUGCUUUUUAUGUCACAUUUCCACCAGUGAGGCUGAUGUAAACAAAACAAGAUUUCUGUUUUCUUUCAUAACUUUUCGAAACAGAAGAAGAUACAUGAAAAUGGUUGUGCAGAAAAGAUGAGUAAUAGAGAUUAGUGUAGAUGAAUACCCGGGAGUCGACAAGACAGCAAUCCACUACAGUCCAUACUGGGACCAAACCAGUUCAUUUCAAAACUGCUGCUGCCAGCACACAACAAGCCCCAUACACUGAACAAUAACAUGCACUUCACAUACAGAUAUUUCAAACUUUUGAAGGCAUUUUUGGGUUCAGAAAAAGAAGCUAAGUUGAGCGAAGUUGUGACAAGCAAGAAACAACCACAAUAACAGACUAAAACAAGAAGCCAACACUGUCCUCUCUGCUCUUAUUGUGAAUAGAUAUUUCCACCAAGAAUCAUCUGAAAAUAACUCAUUACUGGCUUCGUGUUGCUGCAGAGAAUUUGGAGGCUUUAUAGGAACUCAAACAUGGUGGUUGCAGCUUGUUUCAGCUCCGCUCCAACUAAACCUGCCUGAACUUUCACUAAACAAUAAAACCGCAAAGAUUGUGACACUUAAAUGUACAAAAUUUCCUCUCAGCUGCCGGUUUAUUAGGCACACCUACCCAAAACAAAUGCAGUUGGAUAAUAAUCUAUCUUCAUGCAGUGAAAGUGAAGGAGUUUCACAUCUUGAAUGUUGAUAAAUUACAGGAAAAUGCAUUGAUUUGUUCCAGAUAAAGUACCAGUACUCAUUGCCUUUACAGCAGGCGGACUGAUCGGGCUUACUGUCGAGCGUAGUCAACCCACAAAGACCUAUUCUAAGCUAAGAAAAACACACACUGUUGAACAAGUGUUGUUGAAACAGUUUCAGAGAGCUGUUGAUUCAACCUCAUGAUCACUUUCAAGGAUGUAGCUUGUGGUGCAUUAUACAGAGGGUUCUAUUAUCUCACAUAUCCCUAUUGAUAAAAAUAGGUAGGAUGAAAUAAAAAAUAUAACCUUCAUGAAGGUCAAAUUCUCAGUACUGCUGUAAAACAGACUGGCAACCAAGGCAAACAUUUCAUUCAUUACACCUCACUCAAAGUGUUCAAUACCGACAUUAAGCUCUAUGUUUACCACUCCAGCCAGUAUAUAAUGCUUUCUGCCACAUUACAGAGAUAAAAGAUGGAGGUCCAGCUUUCUCUGUGUGGCGUUCUUGCUCUCUGUUUAGUGUAAAGUUCUGUUACUUUUACUUUUAGGAGAGAAACUGAAUGUAUGGCGUGUAAAACAGUUUCCGAUGGGGAAAAAAAAAGGGAUGUUAUUCUCUUUAAAACCCCACUUUGUCAUUAAUCGUAAUGGGUUAGGCGAAUUUUAAGCAUUCACACAUUUGUGCUGUUACACCUCUGUGACUCAACGGAAGCAUUUUUUUUUUCGUUUUGUAAUUUAAUGUGUCUGAAAUGGGCCCACAUUUUUAUCUGGUUGUUUACAUAAACCUGCUGCCUUCCGGCCUUUUUCCUCUUUAACUCUAACUGUUGAUGCUCUCUAGUGGUCCAACGGAGGCACUGCUCGUUCGCAGCACUGACCUGAAGGGUAGAAUAACAGUGUAAGGAUUACAUUCUAUUUGUGUAUUUCUAAGGCGUAUUUCAUUUUUGUUUUCUGCCUUUCAUCUGUUUGUUUUCUUUUUGUACUCCUGAGUUUACACUCCUUAAACAAAUGUGAAAAGUGAGCCUUGUCACUGUACCUCAGCGAGCCAUAAAACAGUUUUGUAUAACCGGGAAUCUGCAGGUUGACUGAGGCUGACGAUGAUGAGGAUAAUAGAUAUGUUGUACAUAAAGAUGAGCUAUCACACAUGUGUACUAAAUAGUAAACUACCAUGUACAACAUGGUCAUAAUGGAAGAUGAGCACUCCUCACACUACAAACUAUAAGCUUGAGUUCUUUGUGUUUCUGUUGAUAGUUUAUUAUUUAUGGUUGUUUUAAUUAAUGACACUGUACAUCACAUGGGACCACACAUGAAAUUAUAUUUACCUCUAAUCAGGUCACACCAAGUUGUGCUGAUGGUCUUUGAAAUUCCUUGAAAACUUGUGGAAUAAAAAUGGAUUUAAAGGCUUUUGAGAGAAAGAAAAGUGCAUCUGGUUAAGUCUGUUAAGUUUACUUAAAGACAUCUUUCUAGCUUGAUUUUAAUUGGACAUAAAACAGACAACUGAUAAAGUCUAACAGCUCUGAUUGUUGGUUUAUUUUUAUCUCGACACUGUGAGCUUUAACUUUGUCUGAUUUCAGCUGAUUCGUACAUUCAGUGGAAAAGAGAGAAUGAUUUUUAGUCUGAAGUGAGUCCAAACCAAUAUUGAUUCCUUGUAAACUGAGCCUGAAAUCUUUUUUUUUUCAUUUAGCAGCCAGCUGGCAGAGCCUCAGUUAAUAAUCUAAACAUUGUUUUUGUCUAUUUUUAAGCUAUAAAGAUCCUACAUCAGCAUUUCCCUUCCAUUGUGCAGCCCAAACUUCUGCGAUUCAUUUCAGGGAAAUUAAGUAAAACAAAAAGCAGAUGAAUAAGUAGAGACAAUAACUGACAACAACUGCAGAAAUUAGAAAAAUGAACAAGGCUGACAUUUAAUCAGGAUGACAGGAAGUUUUAUAAUGGAAGAUUAAAGCUGCUGCACUGGAACGCAAUUAACUUCCUACAUGGCCUUUUGUAAAAUAUGUUUUUCAGACAUCUAGCUUGUUACAACACGCUUAGAUCUCAAUUCAUAAUGCUCAGAUAAGAAUUCAAAGCGGAUAAAUGUGACGUUCCUGUUUGCUUUUAACGCCUUUUGUUGUCCUCUGCACUGGGACGGAGGUUUCAGAUGAACCUGCAGCGUCACAGUUGGCUCUCUGAGUUUAUGGAGAGCAUGUGGAGUUUACAGCAUUGACCUCAUUCAGGUCAGCAGCUCUGUAUGAUUUAGCAUCAGAAAGCUGUUUGAAAUUAGACUGUAAAUAAACUAACUCCAGAUGGCCCUUUAACGGGUCUUUUGUGGAUGGUUUUGGGUUCUUUCUUUCGUUUUUUUUUCCUCCUUGGAAAGACUUUUCAAAGAUCUUUUUUAUGUGAUAACCAUUUGAAUUAUGUUGUAGCUGGUCUGUCUCUAUUGAUUUGUCUCAAGGGCCAGUCAGCCAUCUUGUUGUAAAUAGUUUGGAGGGUGUGUGUGUGUAAAAAAACAACAACAAAAAAAAGAAAUCAAUCCAUGCCUCACUUCCUGACCUGCCUUCUACCAAAAGCCACCAGUUGAAUUAACACACUCCUCAUCAGAUGUGACUGACCUGCUGUUGUACAGACGGUCGUACAGAGCUGUCAAGCUGCUAGAACAUGGAACAGAGAAACUCCCUCACUCCUGUACAGAAAGAACAAAAUCCUUAAUAAAAGAAUUUAAAGUGU
Messenger RNA from Amphiprion ocellaris (clown anemonefish), 5850 nucleotides. RefSeq names its product poly [ADP-ribose] polymerase tankyrase-1-like. The transcript has 14 exons. NCBI's taxonomy places the organism in Eukaryota, Metazoa, Chordata, Actinopteri, Pomacentridae. Gene Ontology annotation, molecular function: NAD+ poly-ADP-ribosyltransferase activity; protein binding. Bases 1 to 1887 code for a protein of 628 amino acids. The record is from RefSeq and is a predicted model, not a curated record.